Molecule: messenger RNA, 2187 nt
Organism: Epithele typhae
Lineage: Eukaryota; Fungi; Basidiomycota; Agaricomycetes; Polyporales; Epitheliaceae
Product: WD40 repeat-like protein
Exons: 11
Coding region: 1-2187 (728 amino acids)
Biological process (GO): proteasome-mediated ubiquitin-dependent protein catabolic process
Cellular component (GO): GID complex
Molecular function (GO): protein binding
Source: RefSeq, a predicted model, not a curated record
AUGCUUGCGCACGACGGCGACGGCGACUCGGCGCUCUCCGCGUCCCUAGACUCGCCCGUCGGGCCCGGGCCCUCCGCCGCCCCCGGCCCCGGCCCCUUCAACGGGCACAAGAUCGUCGCGAAGACCAACGGGUGCGCGCCCCCGCCGUUCACGAACGGGACCGCCAGGUCGAGCUCGUCGGGCGAGCUCGACGGAUUCGUGGCGGAGCGGUCGCGGCGGCCGGUCGCGCGGGUGUCGCUCCCGGGGAGCACGCUCUACGAGGACUCGCAUGUGGACCGGGAGGAGUUCGUCCGGCUCGUGAUACAGAGCUUGCGGGACGUCGGGUAUAUGGAAUCGGCGGCUACGCUCGAGGCAGAGUCGGGAUACAUCAUGGAGACCCCGGAGGUGGCGUACUUCCGACGGUGCAUCCUCGACGGUUCGUGGGAGGCCGCGGAGACCGCACUCGGGCGAUUGGGGGUGUCUGAAGGGGACGGGCUCUGGGAGGCCAAGUUUCUCCUUGCGAAGCAGAAGUAUCUGGAGCACCUGGAGGCGGGGAGGACCACUGCAGCGCUGCAUGUUCUCCGUAGUGAGUUGGCUCCUUUGAACCCCGAAGUCGACCACCUUCAUGCACUAUCAAGUCUAAUGAUGUGCUCGGAUCCUGCGGACCUUCGACAUCAACUAGGAUGGGACGGUGCUACUGGAACGUCAAGACGAAAGCUUCUCAUGGACUUGCAGAGAUAUAUACCGUCGUCCGUCAUGAUUCCACAGCGCCGAUUCGUCACUCUCCUCGACCAAGCACAAGCGUUUCAGCAGAGCCGGUGUCUUUACCACAACGCGCCACUCCGAUCAUCAUCAUAUUCACUAUACACCAACCACAUGUGCGAACGCAACUCGUUCCCUCGGGUCACGACCGCCGUUCUUCAGGUCCACCAGGACGAAGUAUGGAAUAUCGGGUGGAGCCACAGCGGGAAGUUCCUUGCGACAGCGAGUAAAGACAGGAGCGCUAUAAUCUGGCGAAUCGAGCUUGACAAGGACCCUCGAUCACGAGCAUACACGACCGAGUUUGUACUCGACGACCACCCAUACAACGUGAAUGUUGUAUCAUGGUCGUUAGACGACUCAAUACUGCUCACGGCGGCGGAGCACGUCAUCCGAUUAUACAAUGCACGAACCGGGGUGUGCAUGCGUGUACUCGAAGCGCAUGACGAUGUCGUGACUGCACUUUCAUGGUUGCCAGACGGAUCCGGUUUCAUCUCAGGAGGGCUCGAUCGCAAGAUCAUUCUCUGGGAUGCCGACGGGAAAUUGCGUAAUACCUGGGCUCGUGCCCCAAUACGAGUGACAGAUCUCAUGGUCACUCCCGACUUUACACGACUCGUCGCCGUCGGCAUGUACGAUUCGCCAUCACCCACGUCAGCAAACCCAGCCGACGCGGCAGCUUCUGCAGGAGGCGGUGCGACAGGCCCUGCGAAGAGCGGAGUUGAGACGAGGAUCAUCACCUACGACUUGGCGACGAAGCAACCCGAGACGUCAAUACAGCUCUACGGGGAGCUCACGAGCGUGAAGAUCUCCGCGGACUCGCAGUUCGCGCUCAUCAACAACGCGUCGGAGAACGGGCCCUCGGCGGAGAUCCAUCUGCUCGAUCUGAACACACAACAGGUCGUACGCAAGUACUCGGGACACAAUCACUCGAAGCACGUCAUUCGGAGUUGCUUUGGGGGCUUCGAGGGCAACUUUGUUGUCAGUGGGAGUGAAGACGGGAACGUGUACAUCUGGCACCGCGACUCUGGCACACUCCUCGAGGCGCUUACUGGGCAUGGCGAGGGCUCUGUCAACUCCGUCGCAUGGAACCCAGUCAACGAGUGCAUGUUUGCGUCCUGCUCGGACGACAAGACGGUGCGCAUCUGGGAAACCCCUCCCAUGGACUACACGCUACGCAAAGACGAGCGCGAACUGGACAUCGACCACGAGAUGGAGAACGGGAACGGGAGCGGGAAUGGGAACGAGAACGGCGUCGCGGGGAGCAGCAAGGGCAAAGGAAAGGGCAAGGGCCGCUGGGACGCAAGCCCGGCGUCCGCAUCGUCGAGCAGCUCAAGCUUGGCGGGCACGGGGCCGUCGACCUCGUCGGCUGCGGCGGGCGCGGCGGCGGCCGCAGGAGCGAUAGACGGUGGGAGUGGGUAUGGACUCGGGUCGACAACGGCUUUGUUCUAG